This is a messenger RNA of Colossoma macropomum (tambaqui), 1077 nucleotides long. Its product is annotated as transmembrane protein 74. The coding region runs from base 163 to 987 and encodes 274 amino acids. The record is from RefSeq and is a predicted model, not a curated record. Lineage: Eukaryota; Metazoa; Chordata; Actinopteri; Characiformes; Serrasalmidae. The transcript is spliced from 2 exons.
AAAGAAACAAAGCAGAGAGUGAGGCAAGCGAAGCUUAAUGAUACGACGAGGGAGAGCCAGGAUGCUAACACACUCAGCCACGAAGAAGUGUGUGCGUUGGCAGGUUUGACGUGGCUGUCUUGAUGCGGUGGCAAAUUGAAGCGAUCUGGUGGAGAGAGUCUGAUGGCCUCAGUGGAGCUGCUGUGUCUAGAUAAAGAAAGGCGAGGUGGUCCAGACUGGGCUUCCAGUGCUGUGCACGUUCACCGGUCCCAAAGUGCAGGUGACGAAAGUCCACUCGAGCAGCAUGGAUGCAGUCCAAAAAGCAAGGCUGCUGUGUCAGAGCGCCGGUGUAAUUCAGCCCCAAGGACAGCUCCCGUCAAGGGACUGCCUGGUAAGCACUGUCAUCUACCGGCGGAGAAGGUCAGAGUGUGCUGUGACCAGGAGCUGGAAACCUCUUUCACUUACGUCGACGAAAAUGUCAACCUGCGACUGGCCACCCCUGACAAGAGUGAUGGCACACCCUGCCUGGGUUCCUCGAACGAGAUCCAUCUGGAUGGACUCCAUGAGCUCUCCUUGAUGUCUGACCUGGCGUCCGAGAGUGUGGGAAGGCCGGUGGAUUAUGGCUUCAUCAGCGCCGUCACGUUCCUGGUGGCCGGGAUCAUUCUGGUGAUCAUCUCCUACGCCGUGCCACGUGAAGUAAACGUGAACCCAGACAGCGUUUCGGCGCGAGAGAUGGAAAGACUGGAGAGGGAAAGCGCCAGGGUAGGGGCGCACCUGGACAGGUGUGUUAUCGCUGGCCUUUGCCUGCUCACUUUGGGCGGAGUGGUGCUCUCCACUCUGCUCAUGGUGUCAAUGUGGAAGGGGGAGAUGUACAGGAGAAAGGCCUUCGCAUACUCCAAGCACUCUACAAAAUUGUACGGCUCCAUUAAUCUUAGAUCGAAGUCGAGCCCCGGUCGGUCGCCGUCACACAGCGUUGUUGAGGAAGAGAAUGGCGAAAGCAUUAGCUGACUAUUAUUUCUGUCUCUAAGCAUUUAUCCCAACCAGUUCAUCAAAACACAGACUUAACAACAGAUCUGUAAGGGUUGUAUUUCCAUCACA